This is a messenger RNA of Macroventuria anomochaeta, 546 nucleotides long. RefSeq lists its product as uncharacterized. Lineage: Eukaryota; Fungi; Ascomycota; Dothideomycetes; Pleosporales; Didymellaceae. Bases 1 to 546 code for a protein of 181 amino acids. The record is from RefSeq and is a predicted model, not a curated record. The transcript has 2 exons.
AUGCCUUCAUCAACAAGUCCCAAAUCUGACCCCUACAUCAUGUACGGCCGCGGCGGCGCAGGCAAUUUCCACCACCGCUCCACAAUCCGUUCAGCCUGGAAAUCCAUCAAAAACUCGCCCUCGACCUCUCCACCCCUCACCCUCUCUGUGUCACCAGACAACUACUACGCCGCCUGGAACGCGAAGUCCGAGGACCCGAGUAAGAAGAAGCGAGAGAGCCAGUUAGCCUCAUCUAUGAACGACGACGGUGAAGGGAGUCUGAAGCGCAAUGCUAGUAGCGGCUCACUAUCACUGUUUAAAAGCGAUAGUGUGAAGAGGAAUACGAGUUCUGGGUCGCUGUUCAGCCUCAGCUCUAGCACGACACAUUCGCGCAGCCACAACGGCCUCAGCGGUCUCAGCAAAAUCUUUGGUCGCAGGAGUAGUGUAGAGGAUGAUCGGAGUGUAUCGGCUGCGUCGACAGUCGAAAGUGUUAGGGAGGAGGAGGAUGGUGAUGCGAUGGUUAUGAAGAGCAGUAAGGAUAAGGGGAAGGCGAGGGCGCAGGAAUAG